Molecule: messenger RNA, 291 nt
Organism: Vicia faba (fava bean)
Lineage: Eukaryota; Viridiplantae; Streptophyta; Magnoliopsida; Fabales; Fabaceae
Source: the annotation of a GenBank genome assembly
AUGCCACUUCCUGCAUUACAGCAACCUUCUCAGGCAGAGGACCCUAAUGGAGUGGAGCGACAUUCGUCCUCUCAAUGGAAGAAAGAUAAAGUACAGUCCGAUUGCAAAGAAGCGAAGGACAUGGGCUAUGACCUUGAGGAGCCUGUCGAUCUCUUCCAAUUGUCUAUAAACGUAAAACAAAGAGCAAAGAGACGAGAAUUUCUGCUUUGGGCGAGUCCUUCUGAGCCUUCCUUUCUUUUGAGGAAGAGUCAAGAUGGGCUUGGGCUGGAAGAGAAAGAAGCAUCUGCUUGA